AAAAAACAACAGUGAAAAUAUCCAUGUCCGCGCAACAAAAAGAAAAUUGAAAACAUUAUUCAACACGACGAAAAAGGUGUACGCUUUCUACACCGUACCUGUGCCCUCGGUGCUCGAUUGAUGCUACGCGGCCAACGGACUCGUUCGUAAGCGCGCACAUUAUAAAUAGUUUCACAGCCAGCUGCAUCCAGUGCCCCGUCGGAAUCUAUUACAUUCGGUCGCAUACAAAAUGGCACGCUCGAUAAGUCCUGGAGGUUACUCGAACUACGACGACGACUCAAUGUUUCAGAACGCCGCCUUUACGCACGACAUCAGUGAACAGAUGCGGGUGCCGAAAAGGAUCCGUGCCACCGGAGAUUACUACGAUGAUCAAGAUCUGCUGCCGAACGGCAACGGCGAGAUUAACUCGUGGAACUAUCACAACAAGAUCGAUAUGACUGUUCCGGAUCGUAUCGUAGUGCUCGGGCAGGAUCAACAUUUGGUUCUUACAUCAGGCACCAAAUCAGCCCCUCGUGAAAUAAUGCUGGAGAAUUCCAUUCUGCCCAAGGAUCCGGGGUUCGUGCGCGUAUCCACGCCGCCGCGCGUCAUCACGCUCUCCGAGCAUCAUUUUCCCUCGGCUUCGGAUGAACCGGAAGAGAACGCCAAAGACAACAACCAGGAGGAUAACUAUGGACCUGCGUCGUUGGAAUCGAUUGAGGAUCCGAACAGCAGUAAUGCCUACUUUUCGAGACCAUCCGUAUCGCACAACAGCCGUGAUCCGGUAAAACGGUCCGCAUUUUCGAAAUAUAACAAUGAGCUGACAUUAACCAGGAGCAUGCGCGAAGAGACACCAACCUUCGGUGGUAGUGUCGAGAAUUUGACACCUUCAGAGGAACUAACGCACCUAAGACGCCAGGUGGCAAAGAUAAAUCGACGCCUGUUAACGGUAGAGAUUGAAUCCGUACAAAGGCAACAGAGAGAGAAAAUAAUAUACUGCGUAGGCAUGGCUUAUUUCCUGUUCAAGACGUUUAUGUGGUUGAGCAGGAAGUAAAUCGAAUCCACAACAAGGCACGCCAAACACUUUGUUGGCCAUUGAUAUUGUUGCCACCUGCAGGCAUACUGGUGAGUGCACGAUUGAACAACUCCAACUAUUGGAGCAUACAUAUGGCACAAGCAUAAAAGGAUUCAACAAACGGUACGAUGACCAUCGGUGGGUGCGUUUGAGGAUGUCGGUAUGGUAUGGUACGGGAAAAGGCGUCUGCAUGGGUGGAACGAAUUAAGCAGUUGGUUCUGGUAGGGAUGUUGUCUAUUUUGUGUCAAUAUAGGACAAACAGCCUUUGUCUAAAUAUUGGCGAUAAGCGAGUGUGAAUGAAAUUGCCGUAGCAAAGCAAACAUUUUCCGAAUGAGUCAGAAGCAAAAGUAUUUCCAUACAAACUGAGUGCUAGUUGAUUAGAUUUCCCAUUUUUACGUUCCCUGAGAGUAGCGAUAAAGAGUAGAUUUUUUUACGAAUUGUUUAUUCCUUCUUCUAUUGACUCUCUGAACGAGAAUGGUUUUUUUCUUUGUGUAUCGAAGAUAUUUGUGUUCUUUUUAAGUUAUUCCACAAAACUUAAAUACACGAGCGAUAGGAUUUACAAACUCAUGAUGUAGCAUGCAAAUUUGCAGAAAAAUAUAUAAAUAUCGUUAAAAAU
This is a messenger RNA of Anopheles moucheti, 1667 nucleotides long. It is a transcript of the gene Tango11, whose product is annotated as transport and Golgi organization protein 11. The record is from RefSeq and is a predicted model, not a curated record. The transcript has 3 exons. Lineage: Eukaryota; Metazoa; Arthropoda; Insecta; Diptera; Culicidae. Bases 230 to 1030 code for a protein of 266 amino acids.